GUAUAUAAAUGGAUAGUACUAUACUUCGUACGUGGAGCAUCUUGUGCUAGUUACUUGUUGCUGGGUUGGUGGCAUGUGCGCGCGGAGUAGGAUGGACCGGCGACCGAUGGCUGCCCGUUCGUCGUUGACGCUCCUGCUCAGCCUCGCCCCCGCCGCCGGCGGCGUACUUCAAGUUCGCGGCCAGCGCGCGCCUAGCAUCGAAGGUUUCAUCACCAUCGACUGUGGCCUGCCGAAGCAUAGUAGCUACGUGAACAACCGCACCAAGAUACCCAUCACCUCGGACGCCGGCUUCACGGACGCCGGCUACAACCACAACAUCUCCACCGAGAUCGUGAGGUUGCCUGUUUGUACCUUCGCGUACAAGCUGCCGUGGCCAAAGCAUCGAGGUUCUACAGAAUCCACACCAACGUUCAUGAUCUGUGGCCGUGCAGUGCAGCAAUGGCCAGGGGAGGAAGGUGUGUUCUAUGCGUUGAAGGUGCUUGACGUAAUGCCGGAGGGUGCUGACAUAGUUGCAUUCAAGGAGGAGACUCUUAUUGCAGCCAUAGCGCACCGCUAA
Molecule: messenger RNA, 556 nt
Organism: Triticum urartu
Lineage: Eukaryota; Viridiplantae; Streptophyta; Magnoliopsida; Poales; Poaceae
Source: RefSeq, a predicted model, not a curated record